Messenger RNA from Strongylocentrotus purpuratus (purple sea urchin), 5557 nucleotides. RefSeq names its product enhancer of mRNA-decapping protein 4 (gene edc4). Gene Ontology annotation, cellular component: P-body. NCBI's taxonomy places the organism in Eukaryota, Metazoa, Echinodermata, Echinoidea, Camarodonta, Strongylocentrotidae. Gene Ontology annotation, biological process: deadenylation-independent decapping of nuclear-transcribed mRNA. Gene Ontology annotation, molecular function: protein binding. The record is from RefSeq and is a predicted model, not a curated record. The coding region runs from base 166 to 4353 and encodes 1395 amino acids. The transcript has 25 exons.
CAGCGCAUGCAAGGUUAAGCACGCAUAAUUAAGGUGCACCUUCUACAUGCAAUUUUGUGCAUAUGUACUGUCUGUGUAUUCUAUUCUGAGAUUAUCCAGUAACGGAUACAUAUUUGGGGGCUUAUUUCACGGCUUUCCUGAAACACAAUCUUGCUAGAUUUUAGCAUGGAGCCAGGCCCAACUAGUGGGAGCCAACUAAAUCGGCUACUCAGCGGUGGAGAUGCUUCACAAAUCUUAAAAGAGAUGCUAAAUGUGGGAAACUCGAGAAGUCCGUCAAACAGCAAUAAUGGAGUUGGAGCGUCACCACAGACAGAAUCGUCAUCCCAAGCUAGCAGAAGUGACCCAGCUGUCAUGAAUGCGACACCAAGCCAAUCUGCCAAGGUACAGAGCCUACUACCAGAUGCCACAGCAAUGGAGGACAUGAUCUCCCUGGAUAAGAAAGUCGCACAAAGCAUUGUCCUAGAAGGUGAUGACCGUGGAGGGUCAGUUCCUAUGUAUGGCCGUGAAGUGGACAUAACACCUAGCAGGGCUUCAUGUGUUGAAAGCUCCAUCCCAGGAAGCAGUAAGGUGAAGAUCACCCCUGUAGUCAACUAUGAAUGGGAGGCGAAAUACUACUUUGGAAACCUCGUAGCGGUCAACGACACAUUCCUUGUGUAUGUGCUUAGGAUUCAGUCAGGUUAUGGCCUGAGGAUUCUAAACCGACGCAGCACUGUGAGGGCGCUGUUGAAAGGAUUUUCUUGUGUCAUCAUCGACAUUGCCUUCGCGUUUCACAAUGCAGAUAUCCUGGGCUGUGUGGACCAGCGUGGCAACCUCUCCGUCUGGCACAUCAAGGAAGAAGGCGGCGUGAUCAGCUAUGAACCCAAGAUCCAAGUGAAGAGGAGCCUGCCUCCGAGUGACUACCAUCGUAUCGUCUGGUGCCCGUACCUUCCCGAUGAUGACCUUUCAAAUGAGUGGAGCAACCUUCUUGCAGUCUCACAUGGCGAAAGGGCUGAACUCUGGGAUAUUACAGCGGUUGCUGGAGAGUUAGGCACCAGUGAAAUCAAGUAUGAACAGGUUUCCAAUGGCCUCAUCGCAAUCAAUGGUCAUACAAAGGCAAUCACCGACAUGGCGGUGUCGCCCGACGGGUCAGUCCUGGCCAGCGCCAGUCUGGACGGUACCGUCAGGUUCUGGCAGAUGUACUGGGAGGUGUCUGAGGAACCCCCAAGAUGUCUUCAUCAGUUCGCUCCCCACGACGGUGAACCGGUCAUGUCUCUCCUAUUCUGUGACAAUCACAAGCAACAAGAUGCGAGCUUGCCGUUCUGGCGAUUCCUGAUCACUGGGGCAGACCAGAACAGAGAGUUGAAGGUGUGGUGCACCGUCCAGUGGAUCUGCCUCCAGAAGAUCCGCUUUGGGUCCUCGCCUAACGACAUUCAACCCUGUCUCAAGGUCAAGCUGGACCUCAGCGCCAGCUUCCUCAUGGCUACGGACAUCAGGAGAAAGGUUUUGUACGUGAUCCAGCUGUACCAACAACACGAUGACGGCACAGCUCACUUCAGCUCGGUGACAGAGUUUCUCCUGAUGCAACCGAUGCUCAGCUUCGCCAUCGUCGAUGCCGGACGAUGUCGAACCAAGCAGACCCAAGAAGAGGCCGAAGAUGGCGAGGAGCUCCAAACAGGCGAAUUUGAAGAAGUAGCUGCAGAAGGAGAGGACGGUGACAAUAUGAACAACGGUCAAGCAGUUAGUGUGCUGGUCAAGAUGUUUUGUGUCUUCUCAAGGGCGCUUCAAGAACUGCAGAUCCGUUUCCAGCCGUCCCCAUCAGUGAAGCAAGAAAUCAUGGCUGGCUCUAUAAACACAACGACAUCACAUGGAGAUAAUACAUUACUGGAUGGACUCUCCGAUGUGAGCUUCAGUGCCACGGAUCGCUCUGUGGCAUCCACAGACACCGAACCGCCUCGCAUUGACCCAGCAUCGCUAUUCUCACCCCAUCGCGACCCCCAGACCCCCUCGGCAGAGACGAGUUCCUUCACCUCCGAGUCCACGCACUCGUCCGGCCAGCCCUACCUCAUGACCCCGGAGUCCCUCAUGAACAGCUCCCGCUCGCCCACCAAGACCACCACGCCUCAGAACCUGCUCCAGGACAGCACCGCCAGCUCCAGUAGCAGUUUCACCCACAUCACAGGGACCAAUGUCUCCGUGGAUGAUCUCCUGAGCUCAUGCGGGACUUCAGAGAUGAACGCUCUGGCUGCCACCCCGGACAGCUCUGUGACUCUCACCCCGACGCCCUCGUCUGCUCCGUCAAAUCAGGUUUCUCCCCUGGUGGGAAAACCAUCGCCGGUCGGGGGAAGUCACCUGCCAAAGACAUACGAUCAGAUCAAGGAGGACGAUGAUGAGGGCCCAAAGUCGCCACCCCCGUCUCCCGUGGGAGGCGACAUCCAGGAUCUCCAGGGCGACCAGUUGCUGGAGUCGUCGGAAAACGUCGCUGAGCUCUUGCAGAAGAGUGCGAGGAUCAAGGAGAAACGUAUUUCGGACUCGAGCGCGGAAGUGGCGCAGAUCCUCGGCGCGAACAUUGAAGGGGAAGAGGCGGAGGAGGAGGAGGAGGAAUUAGAGGAUGAUGUGAUUGAACAGGAGGUUAAUGAUGGAGAUGAUGAUGAUGGGCAUGAUUCACCUGUUACCAUGGAUACAGGGAAAGCGGAUGUUGAUGCUGACCAGGAUGAGAACAGGAGCUUUGUUGCACAAGAAACCAAUACGCAAGACCAAAAGAAAACUGAGGGACUUGUACAAUCUGCAAGAACUGAUCUUAUGGAUGAUGGUGAUGAUGAUUCGCAAGCUGUAUCAGCUGGCAGUGAGAUGAGAGAGGAGGAGAGGGGUAGCGUCCAGUCACCUGGAGGCCCUGUCGUCCUACCGCUGGAGGACCAGGUUUCAAGAAAUGAAACAUCCAGCCCUGAUGGAAUGUACCGUACAUCAGUACCAGUAAACCAGCAAGAUCUUGGACAGAUCAUGGGCAGCUUGGAGCAGAUGAUGUCACUGCUACAGACUCAGCAACAGGAGAUCAAGCACCUGAGACAGGAGAUGAACAAAGCUCAGCUGAGUAACAGCAUCAUACAGUCCACCAAGGCUAGGAUAGACAAGCUAGAGAAGGGGUUGGGCACCAAGCUGGAUACCAUGUUCACUAAGCAAUCAGAACAAGAACGCCAAAGACUGACCCUCGCAUUGCAGGAGAAGACCAACCUGGACAAACAGAAGCAGGAGCGUCUCCUGGAGACGGUCAGCCAGACCCUCAAGCAACAGGUCACCAGCAGACUGGACAAGACUGUCCGCUUGGAGAUUGAGAGCAAGGUCAUACCAGAGCUACAUAAAGUGCUUGUUCCGGUCACCGAGCAGCUGAACACCAGCAUAGCCCAGAAACUGACCGCUACUGACCAGCUCAUGAAGGAGAAUAUUCACAAGCUGGUCAAGUCAAAGGGUGUGGCAGAAACGAUGGGACAAGCUGCAGCCCAUGCUCUUUCAGACACCAUUCAGAGCACAUAUCGAGAUGCUUUCCACAGUACUGUCGUGCCUGCCUUUGAGAGGGCUUGCUCAUCCAUGUUUCAACAAAUCAAUACCAUCUUUGAUGCAGGCACAAGAGAAUAUGUGAACCAGCUUGAGGCGAACCUGGCCAAGAUGAAGCAGAAGCAGAGGGAGGGACAGGAGCCGGUUCUGAAGGAGCUCAAAGCCGUGGUGGAAACACAAAGGACGAGCGCCGAAGACCUCAAAUCCUCCAUCUUCACGAAUGUACAGGGAGAGAUCUCGGAGCAGCUCCACACAACCACAGAAAAGUUAAAGAAAGAAAUGUUGGAGAGGGUGCAGAUCAUCGUCCAGGAGGAGAUCGGGACGGCGCUCAAGGACCAGCAGACCAGUCUCCAGCAGGACGUGAUGGCCGCCAUCCGGUCCCAGGCGGCCACGCCCGUACCCCAGGCUCAGGACAUACAGCACAUACAGGCCAAGAUCAGGCAACUCAUUGAACAGAAACACAUCAAUGCUGCCUUCCAACAUGCUCUGAAUGCAGCUGACCUGCGAGUCGUGGUCUUCACCUGCCACGAGGUGACCCCAGACACCAUCUUCAGCGAUGAUGGAUGUCUCCUGGAGCAGCCCGUACUUCUUUCCCUCCUUCAACAGCUUUCUCAGGACUUGGGCUCACAAACCAAGAUCAAGUGCAUAUACAUUGAUGAGGCUUUGUUGGCCGUGGAUACCACCUUCCCCGUCACUAGGGAGCACCUCUCCGGAGUCAUCACGGAACUCCGUCGGCAGGUCACCAUGGUAUUACAGACGCAACCCAACCAUCCCCAGACAAAACAGCUCAAGAGGGUCCUCAUGCAGGCCCAGUCCCUCAAAUAGGAUGUCAAAAUAGGUGAUCUAUUGAUGCCUAGUCUCUUACAUAAGAUUUCAAAACAAUUUGUUUAUGUUAAUGUGGUCCCGUAAGGAGAAUGUCAUAAACCUGCCAAACUUAAAGCUUUUCUUUAAAUCUAAUGAUGCCCCGAAAAGAAAUAAAUAAAUGAUGAGAAAGGCUCAAAGAGGAUGACAGAGUUAGUCUUGUUGUGAACUUCUUUUAAAAAACACUGUCGAGUCACGAUACAUCCUUGUUAGGCACUUUCAGCUCUAGAGCUUUUUUGUACCAGUUCCAAUUCUGUGUUUACUACAACGAUUCAAAUUCCAUUAAAUUAGAUUAUAUUAUUUGAUGUUAACUGUGUUCUGAGAACAGAAUUGCAGAAUAUAUCGGUAUAACACUUGGGGUCUCUUCUACCAGUAUGCUGAACGUACUGGGACCCUUUUCACAAAGCCUUCUUUUGAUGACAAAUGUCAAAAAUCAGUGACAAACCAAUCAGAAGCAGGGAUUUCAGUAGCUUAUAACAAAAACUGUCAUUUGUCACUGAUGAAAAGUUUUGUGAAACGCCCCCCUCGUGUCAACGCUGCAUCAGAGUUUUCCAUGCUACAGAGCAUGAAAUAGAUUCUUUACAUGCUCAGGUUGUGGGUCUCAUAAAUGCAGCGCCAGCAUUUCAAGUCCUAUCCAAGGGACUGAAGAUUUUAUGCUGAGCGAGGCAAAGACAUAUAUGAAAUUUUUGCUGCAGAGGCGCUCAUUCAUAUAUGCUAUUUACAUUUCAUCCAUUGGUACUUGUGUACAAACUUAUACUUUCAAGUGGUCUUAAAAUGUGCAUGUGUCGUGGGAGAGCUAAUUAUUGAAAAUUCAUGUAUCACACGAAUUACCAAGUUUUCAGUAUUCCCUAAGGCAAGGUAUUUUAUCAAAAAUUAUCAUAAUUCACUUUACUUACAGGCCAAGGCUACACAUUCAUCAGAUAGGGAAUAACCAUGUCAUGUAUAUAGUUAACUGAAAUUUGAAAGAGUCUUUGAUAAAGAUUGUACUUCUUAUAUCCUUUAAUCUCAUGUUUUUGCUUUAUGCAGGGUUUUUUCAGUGAGUUCAGAACUAUCAGGACAUGUAAGGGAUUUUACCCAGUUGAUUGUGCGAAUGAGAUAUGAACAUCUGAAUAAAAAGAUUGCCUAUGGGAACUCAGUGUUAUAUGCUCUGGCUCCUUACCAUUAGGAG